Molecule: messenger RNA, 843 nt
Organism: Plenodomus lingam JN3
Lineage: Eukaryota; Fungi; Ascomycota; Dothideomycetes; Pleosporales; Leptosphaeriaceae
Biological process (GO): U4 snRNA 3'-end processing; rRNA catabolic process; nuclear mRNA surveillance
Cellular component (GO): cytoplasmic exosome (RNase complex); nucleolus; nuclear exosome (RNase complex)
Source: RefSeq, a predicted model, not a curated record
AUGCCGCUCGACACCAGCACUUAUUCCCUCGCGCUUCUCCGUCUUGAUGGCCGGCGAUGGAACGAACUGAGGCGCAUUCAUGCCCAAAUCUCGACCCAAGCAGCUGCUGAUGGCUCGUCCUACCUCGAGAUGGGCAACACAAAGAUCCUGGUAUCCGUGACUGGACCCGCCGAAGGUCGUCAAUCAGGUCAAAGAGGAGGACAAAACGGCCAAGGCAAAGUCGAGGUCGAGAUCAACUUUGCAGGCUUCAGCGGCGUUGACAGGCGAAAGCGAAAGAGCGACAAGCGCACAAGUGAGAUGGAACACUGUUUGCGCUCUGCUUUUGAAGGCGUCCUGCUACUACACUUGUAUCCACAUUCGACCAUUACACUCAAUAUUCACAUCAUCUCGCAGGAUGGCUCGCUGCUCGCCGCUUGCAUUAACGCCGCCACGCUCGCUCUAAUUGAUGCCGGUAUACCCAUGUCAGAUUACCUUGUAGCCUGCACUGCGGCUUCGUCAGCUUCUGCAUCGGCAGCCGACAAUGCGUCUGCGGAUGAUCCAUUGUUGGAUCUUAAUAACCAAGAAGAGCUGGAGCUUCCUUUCUUGACAGUUGCCACACUGGGGGAGAGCGACAAAGUGUCUGUCUGCAUCAUGGAAAGCAGGGUGAGGAUGGAGCGCUUGGAAGGUAUGCUGGCAGUAGGCAUCGAGGGCUGCAAGAGAAUGCGGGGCAUCCUUGACGGAGUCUUGCGCAGAGGCACGCUUCGAACGCCUGCGUCACCAGCUUCAGAUUGGAAACUAAGCGCACUCUGGGUCAUCAAGCAGUUGCUUUGUCUCCAUUCAAGUGGCUCACCGACCGACGACUAG